GUAAGAAUAUAAGAGGAAGCCCUGUCUCUACUCUACCCAUCUGUAUGUUAGAGUGAUACUUACCUUCUUGCCAAUGUUUGUAAUGAACCAAAAGGAUCAUGUGUGAAGUACAAGGAACAGUUGAGUUUGCGGUAGAGCUGCAUAAAUUUUAUAAUGUGGAUCUCUUUCAGCGAGGGUAUUACCAGAUCCGAGUGACCUUAAAGAUAUCCUCAAGAAUCCCACAUAGAGUGAGUGCUUCCAUCGUUGGGCAGACAGAGAGCAGCAGCCUGCAUUCAGCCUGUGUCCAUGAGAGCACUGUGCAUAGCCGGGUCUUCCAGAUCUUAUACCGGAAUGAAGAAGUACCCAUAAAUGAUGCUGUGAUCUUCCGAGCUCAUUUGCUCUUAGAUGGAGAAAGGGUGGAAGAUGCUCUGAGCGAAGUCGAUUUUCAGCUUAAGGUGGACCUGCACUUUACAGACAGUGAGCAGCAGCUGAGGGAUGUACCUGGGGCGCCGCUGAUCAGCAGCCGCACACUGGGCCUGCACUUCCACCCUCAGAGGGGUCUUCACCACCAGGUCCCUGUCAUGUUUGACUACUUCCACCUGUCUGUGAUCUCGGUGACCAUCCAUGCUUCCCUGGUGGCUCUUCAGCAACCCCUGAUCAGCUUUACUCGCCCAGGAAGAGGAUCGUGGCUCGGUAAAGCAGGCCCAGAUGCAGGUCAAGAUCAGUCCAUCAUCUCCCUGGAAAACUUGGUCUUUGGAGCUGGAUACUGCAAGCCAACUUCCUCAGAGGGAAGCUUCUACGUCCCCUCAGAGAACUGCAUGCAGCACGCACACAAGUGGCACCGUGACCUGUGCCUCCUGCUCCUCCAAGCCUACCGGGGACUCCGCCUCUACUUCCUGAUCAUCAUGAGGGACGUCCCGGAGCUGCCCCACAUGGACCUGGAGGCUCUUGCUGUUGAAGAAACACUGUCUCAGCUGUGCUCAGAGCUGCAGAUGCUGAACAACCCAGAGAAGAUAGCAGAGCAGAUCAGCAAGGACCUGGCCUGGCUGGCCUCCCAUCUCAUGGCCCUCUGGACCCAGUUCCUGGACACGGUGACACUCCACUCCCAAGUGACCACUUAUCUGACCCAGGAGCACCACAACCUGAGGGUCCGAAGGUUUUCUGAGGCCUUCUUUUAUAUGGAGCACCAAAAGCUUGCGAUCUUAACCUUUCAAGAGAAUUUGAUGCAGACCCACAGCCAGCUGUCCCUGGAUGUGCGGAGUUCAGAGUACCUCAGCAGCAUGCCCCCGCUGCCUGCAGAGUGCCUGGACAUCGACGGCGACUGGAACACCCUGCCGGUCAUCUUUGAGGACAGAUACGUGGACUGCCCAGUGACAGGGAAUAAUUUGAAUGUUUAUCCUGACUUUGAUGGUCCAGCAGCAGUCCCUGCCAUCAUGAACCUAAAAGAGAAGGAAGACAACCAUAUUGUCAAUACAACAUCCUCUUUUAAGGAAGGCCUGGUGUUAUCUACCAUGAAGCCAGCCCAAAUGGACGCUGAGAAAGAAAUCAGCAGGUGUCCAGAGCCAGGUGGGACUGUGACCACACAGAGUCAGGUGGACAUGUGUUUUGAGUCGGAGGUGUAUCUGACAAUUGGCGAAUUCCACAAUAAAGCAGGGGUUGCUGAAGAUGAAUGCUGGACUGCUCAAUGCUCUGACGCUGGAACAUAUACCGUGGCUGAGGUGGAUGUUCCUAGAAGGAGUGUGGGCCCAGAUGAAGGGCAGGCCCCAGCACUGACCUACAUUGAUGUGAAAUCCAGCAAUAAGAACCCAUCCAGACCCGAGCCUAUGGAGCUGCUUAGUACUCACCAUGAAAGGAAAAGCUCUAGAGACAGCAAGCACAUUACGGAAAGGCCAAGCAAAAUGGUAGUGGGUAGAAACCACCAGGAUGCCAUCUCUCCAGACAAAACAGCCCUCCCUGAGCUCAGCACCCCAGGAAAGGGAACAGAUCAAGAGGGGAAGCCAGGGUUGCUGAGCCUGAAGCUCACCCCUGCAAAGCCCUGUGACCCUCCUAGCUACACUUUGAGAGCACCCUUGGAUAUCAAGUCUUCUCUGCAGGACUGUCACACAGAAGAGCAGGAGGAGCUAUCGGUGCUUUCUGGGGUCAUCAAGAGGUCUUCCUCUAUCAUAUCUGACUCAGGCAUUGAGAGUGAACCAAGCUCGGUGGCCUGGUCAGAAGCUCGAAGCAGGGCCCUAGAGUUACCCAGUGACCGGGAAGUCUUGUGCCAGCUGGCUCAGAGGCACACCCUGCACAGGAACUCCUUAGAGGGGGGACACACAGAGAGUAACACAAGUCUGCCCAGUGGCAUCCAGGCUUCUCUUACCUCCAUCAGCUCCUUGCCCUUUGAAGAGGAGGAGCGAGAGCUGGCACUCACCAAGCUAACCAAGUCUGCAUCUGCACCUCAAAUCAGCAGCCCAGAGGAGUCUUCUGAGAGUGAAGACAUCGGGAAUAGACAGGGAGGCUCUGCUGAAGCUGCAGAUGUGCACAGCAAGAGCAAAGUUGCCCCUGCUCACAGCUCUCAGCCUUGUGAUGGCUCCAGCGCCAAGGAUGACAGAGAAGGCCAUUCCCUGGUAGAAGGAGACUUAGACGCUGAGAAACAGCAGGGCCCUGGGUACAUGGACAUCCCCAAAGGGAAAGAGACUUGUUUCGUUGCUCAAGGAAGCUGUCUUCUGGAUGGUAGAACUGAAAGCACUCCAGGUAAGGAAGCCAAAGGUCUUGAUUUAAAAAUACCACACACCAUAACACUUGAAAAUGCAAGGACUGGGUCUUUCCAUGGAGGACUAAUGGAAACCCCAAAGGGAAGACCUAGAGACUUCAAUGUGGGCAAACACAUUCUGUCCAACAGCUGCAUCUCAGAGGAUCGGGAGAUGUCUCACCAUAAGGUGCCUGAAUUCAGCUGUGCGUCAGCUGCCAAUACCACCCAGCCAAAUUCUGCAGGCCAGCGAAGCACCCCACCUUGCCUCACAGAUGGCACGGUGGGGAACAAAGGACCUGAUGCCUCCCUGGAGGUUGCAUAUGAAGCUGGCACUGUGUGCCCCACUGUGACUCACUCCAUUCCCUCCCAUGUUUUGAGGAACCAGGAGCCGAAGACCACCACUUCUAUCCUGGGGUCCCACCUGAGCCCUGCAGAGUCUUUCACUCUGGACAGCCUAAAGGCUGUGGAGAUCGUCAACUUAUCCCUGUCUUGCACUGCCACAUGUCUCCCUUUCUCCUCUGUGCCCAAAGACACCCCCGCCAGAGCUGGAUUCUCUUCCAAACAGACGCCUGUUCCUAUCACCCACCAGCCUCUGGGUUCCUUUGGAGUUGUUUCUACCCAUUCUAGCAAGUUGGAGGAAGACGUCAGUGAAAGGAUGUUUAGUUUUUAUCAGGCCAAAGAAAAAUUUAAAAAAGAAUUGAAGAUUGAAGGAUUUCUGUACAGUGACUUGUCUGUACUGGCUUCUGAUACACCGUAUUUCCCACCAGAGGAGGAGGAAGAGAACUUGGAAGAUGGGAUUCAUCUGGUGGUUUGUGUCCAUGGCCUUGAUGGUAAUAGUGCGGACCUUCGGCUGGUAAAGACUUUCAUAGAACUGGGCCUUCCUGGAGGGAAACUGGACUUCCUAAUGUCUGAAAAGAACCAGAUGGACACAUUUGCAGAUUUUGAUACCAUGACGGAUCGGUUAUUAGAUGAAAUCAUUCAGCACAUUCAGUUGUACAACCUCUCCAUAUCUCGAAUUAGCUUCAUUGGUCAUUCUCUGGGCAACAUUAUCAUCCGUUCAGUCCUCACAAGGCCCCGGUUCCGGUAUUACCUCAACAAACUACACACGUUCCUGUCACUCUCGGGGCCUCACCUGGGCACCCUGUACAACAACAGCACCCUCGUUAGCACAGGCUUGUGGCUCAUGCAGAAACUGAAGAAAUCUGGGUCCCUUUUGCAGCUGACCUUCAGGGAUAAUGCUGACUUGCGCAAAUGUUUCCUGUACCAACUAAGCCAAAAAACAGGGCUGCAGUAUUUUAAGAAUGUCGUGCUGGUGGCUUCUCCCCAAGACCGCUAUGUCCCGUUCCACUCAGCCAGGAUUGAAAUGUGCAAAACUGCGCUUAAAGACAGGCACACAGGACCAGUUUAUGCAGAGAUGAUCAACAACCUCCUGGGUCCCCUGGUGGCUGCCAAGGACUGUACUUUAAUCCGACACAAUGUGUUUCAUGCCCUGCCCAACACUGCCAACACCCUAAUUGGCCGUGCCGCACACAUCGCUGUACUGGACUCAGAACUGUUCCUGGAGAAGUUCUUCUUAGUGGCUGGACUCAACUACUUCAAGUAGUGGCUGUGAGGAGGCAGGCCUUGGAGAACUUUCCAGAAAGGUGUAAAGUCUAUUGAGUUCUCUAGUGGAGACAGGAUUGGUAGUCCUCUUCUCUUUGGGGUCCAGCAGAUGGAGGAUGUCAGGGAGGGAUGGAGGCUGAGGGGAGGCUGGACCACAGCCCUUUUCCUUUAGAGAUGUAAAAACAUUCUGAACAUGUAGUGUCAAAGACAAAGACCUUGGCUUGAAUUUGUCUGGCUGCCUGGGCUCUCAUUCAGGAUAUUUUCUAGGAAAAAAUUUGGGAAAAUAAAGAAACAGAAUACUUGGAACUAGUGAGCCCACCUUUUUAAUCACAGCUCACAGAGAUCACAUCAACUUAACUAGAUUCAUCCUAUAUCUUACUAGGUCAUAGCUUUAUCAUUUUUAAAUUAAAUUAAGUGCACACAAGCAUUUCAGAACUCAGGUUAUCCUCUGUGCAGAAGUGAAACAUAUUUGUGUAAGUAGUGUCCUUAUUAGAUUUAAAUGUGCCAUUUGUUAAAAGAAAAAUGACAACCAUUUCCACAUCUCUUCAUGUUUUCUAAACAAGUGCAAAGGAAUGAGUGAUAAACCCCCAUAUUAUUUCAUAGUGACAGUGGCUGGGUUGGCUUAAAGUCAGGAGGGGUAAGUGCAAUGCUGUUAAUAAAUACAAUUGCGUUGCAGAGAACGAUAAUAGGGAAUAUAUUGGACUACUUGCUCUACUUUUUUCCUCAAACUUUUUCUAUGCAUAGGCUGGCUCACAAAUUAUUUUUGUGAUUGCUUUCCAUUCCAUCCAUACUAGAGAACAUGAAUGAGACUAUACUUAGCAGAAGGGGGCACGAAGAUUAUGCAUGCAUGGGUGAAAUUCCGGCUGAUACACUUCCAAAGAAAUGCUGUGUUAGCGCUGGAUGCCAUUGCAAAAAGUUUCAACCAUUAACAUGGCCAGCUGCUUCUCCUCUCCCUGAAAGGAGCAAGACCACUGAAUGGAGGAGUGCUGCAUAAAAACCUCAGGGGAGCUCUCAGAAGGGUGCUGGUUAUCUUACAAUAGAGAUGUUUAAUUGCCUUAGGAAAAUAAAGGGCUAGGGAUGGUCACCAUUAAUAAAACCUGCUAGAAAAUGGGGACAAAAAUGAGAUCAGAUGGGAGAACAAGAGCCAGACUGAAGAGUCAACUCAAAUUAGUGUUGGGGAACAACUCAUGGGAACACAGUGGCUUUGAGGGCUUCAGCACCAGAAGUCAAGCAGAAGGGUGAAAGCAUAGGAAAUGAGCAGGACAUGUAAUAGGACCUCAAAGACUGAGUACUGUGCAUAGGCUAAAGGAGGAUCAAGUCAUGUAGUUGUAAGCAAGGAAAACAUGAACUAGGGCUGUCAGGAUAAACAACACAGGAGAGGAAUCUUUUGGAGAUGGAAGCAUGGGGACUUAUUUAAUGAAGCAGCAUGGCUGGCCACUAAUGCCGUGCAACAAGGCCAAGUGAAUUGUGGGUCAUUUGAUGGUAUUAGAUUCUUGCACAGUAAGUGCAGACCAUAAAGGGUCAGAUCAGGCAACUUUAUGGGAGAGUAGACUUGUGUGUUUCAUACAAAAAAGAGUUGGUGGAAGGCUGUGAGGGUUUUGCAAAGGUGGACUCGCGCCCUCCAGAGAUUGGAAUCCUCCGAGGUCUUAACACAUGGCUUAGCUGCUUCCUCUGGUCACUUUCCCACUGAGUGUUUCUCCUGAGUGCUUGACCCGGGGCUGGUGUAGACUACAGUCCUCAUGAGCAAUGAUGCAUUCACACUAUAGCCAGCAGACACCUGCUUUUGGUUGUGCGGCUCAUGCUGGGAUGUUUUCUGCUAGAUGCAUGCUUGUGCCCAGGCAGGACCACAGGCUGGUGGUAGCUUUUCUUUAAGAGCUAUAACUGCAGUGCACCCCCUUAGGAGGGCACGUUCCACGUUGAGUUUCCAGUUCCCAUCAGCAACCUGUGUUAUUCCCUGGUCAUUUCUAAGACCACGUAGCCAGCGGUUUUAGAGUGUGGAUGAAUCUGGUGAUCAUGUCCCUUUCCAAUAGCCAGAUGCCAUUUUUACCUUCAAUAUGCUGUCUGGACACAGUGAGAACUAAUGGCAAUAAAUGUCCAGCUGCAUGAUGCACCUGUUUUUUAUAGGGGUGUCCUGCUGUCUU
This is a messenger RNA of Octodon degus (degu), 6453 nucleotides long. It is a transcript of the gene Fam135b, whose product is annotated as family with sequence similarity 135 member B. NCBI's taxonomy places the organism in Eukaryota, Metazoa, Chordata, Mammalia, Rodentia, Octodontidae. The coding region runs from base 99 to 4313 and encodes 1404 amino acids. The record is from RefSeq and is a predicted model, not a curated record. The transcript is spliced from 20 exons.